AGUAAUAAACAACUGAAUCCUUGAUAAGUCUCCACCUCUUGCACUCGUCUCAAAUAGAGAAGUGGAAGCCAAAGAAAAGAUAAAAGAUAUACUUGGGGAGAUAUAUACAAAGUUGUGAAAUGGAAAGCUUAGAUGAAUAUCAGCUGUACUGGGAAACCAACAGCUAUUAUCAUGCUGAAGAACUCGGCAGCUUGUUGCUGGAUGACACAUUAUCAGCCUACUACGAUUCCAGUUCACCAGACGGAGGCCAGUCUUCAACUGCAUCAAAAACAAUAGUUUCGGAAAGAAACAGAAGGAAGAAACUAAAUGAUAGGCUCUAUGCUCUCCGAGCUGUUGUCCCUAACAUAACCAAGAUGGACAAGGCAUCGAUUGUGAAAGAUGCAAUAAGCUAUAUUCAGGAACUACAAGAACAAGAGAGAAGAAUUCAAGGUGAAAUAGCACAACUCGAGUCCAUGGCUUCCAAGAAACAAGAUUUGUGUAGUGAGGACUCGAAACAAGCAGACCAGACAUCAUCUUGUAAGAAGAAGAAGAAAACUGUGCAUGAGCCACAACAGCUGUGUUCCCAUGACUCCGGGGGUUCAAGAUCAUCAUCAUCAUCAUCCCCCAUCGAAGUCAUUGAGCUGAGGGUGUCGUAUAUCGGAGAAAAAACAAUUGUGGUGAGCCUGACAUGCACUAAAACAACGGACACAAUAAUCAAGCUCUGCCAAGUUUUUGAAACAUUGAAGCUUAAGAUUAUCUCUGCCAACAUUACUUCCUUAUCUGACACCCUUUUGAAGACAGUUUUUAUCGAGGCUGAUGAGAAGGAGAAAAAUACAGUGAAGUCGGAGAUCGAAACUGCUGUAGCAGCUCAUAAUCAUCCGGACAGUCCAAUGAGCUGCUAACUCAACAGCAUACAUAUUUUAGGUGCAGUAAUAUCGAAAACUCUUGAUAGUGACUUCUGUUUUUACGUGGGUGAAAGUCAGAUAAAAAGACAAGAAUUGCGUGGGUGUAUUAACUCUUGAUUCUGCAAAGUGCAGUCUUCAUUAUGAAGACUUCAUAUACCAAAAAUAGUUCGACAAUUCUUUGAUUUUUAUUUGAUUUUUAUCUGUUUGUGUGUGUAGUUUUAUCUAUUUCGGCGGGUGUAUAUUUUUCAAUGAAAUAACAUGCAACUGUUUUCUUGUA
Messenger RNA from Daucus carota subsp. sativus, 1161 nucleotides. RefSeq names its product transcription factor bHLH35. Bases 120 to 881 code for a protein of 253 amino acids. Gene Ontology annotation, molecular function: sequence-specific DNA binding; DNA-binding transcription factor activity; protein dimerization activity. The record is from RefSeq and is a predicted model, not a curated record. NCBI's taxonomy places the organism in Eukaryota, Viridiplantae, Streptophyta, Magnoliopsida, Apiales, Apiaceae. Gene Ontology annotation, cellular component: nucleus. Gene Ontology annotation, biological process: regulation of DNA-templated transcription. The transcript has 5 exons.